AUGAGUAGGGAAGAGGAACAACAGAACGCGGCGAUCAAGAUCGUUGCGGGCCUGUUUAUGUCGAUAGCAUGUGUUGCUGUGAUCCUCCGAUGUUACGUUCGCGGCUGGGUGGUGAAGGCGUUCGGAUGGGAUGACGGUGCGAUGGUGAUGGCUAUGGCAUGGUAUGUAGUGUACUCCGGGUCCAUGAUCGGAGCCGGGGUACAUGGUAAUGGGUACCACUGGUAUAGUCUGACAGCAGAAGAGCGCGUGGUCGCCAUAAAGUAUUGGUGGUUUUGCGAAAUCGCUUUCUGUCUCGCCUCCAUUUUCUGCAAGAUUUCAAUUUGCAUUUUCCUGCUGCGCAUCUGUAUCAAGCGGAUCCAUAUUUUGAGUCUCUAUACUGUCAUGGUUCUGACGGUCUUUUGUGGCUUGGUGUUCCUGUUGCUGAUGCUCUUGCAAUGCAAGCCAUUGUCCUUUUUCUGGACCAGGAUGGCCAACCAUCCCGUCGUGAACGUUGAAGGCGAAGGCUCCUGUAUCAAUAUGGAAAUUAUUGUCGCCAUGACAUAUGUUUACAGUGUCUUUGCCGCAAUGUGCGACUUCACGGUGGGCAUUUUGCCAAUUUUCCUGGUGCAAAAACUGCAAAUGAAGCGACGGACGAAACUGGUGGUAGCUGGAAUCUUGAGCAUGGCCUGCGUUGCAUCCAGCGCCGUGAUUGUUCGGAUUCCAUUUGUGAAAACGUUCAAUGAUUUGAAUGACUUUUUGUAUGCCACCGUCCAAAUCGCCUACUGGUCAAAUCUCGAGAUUGGUCUAGGUAUUACCGCCGGCAGUCUCGCAACCCUCCGUCCCCUCCUUCGCCACUGGCUCGGCUCACACGCAGGUCAAUCAUAUCCCUCUCGGGUUACUGGAGAACGUCGCGCUGGUGCUAGUGGGCACCGGCAAGUGCCUUUAGAGUCACUGAAUGGAACUAAGCAGGGCGAGUUGAGACCCGACAAACUGGCUGUUAUGGUGACCAACAUCGAGAGCCAAAGAGACUUGGAAAGUUCAUGGCCACAGUCAUCCAGUCCAACCAGUAGCGAGGAAAGGUUGACUGUGCAGCAUCAUUCACUCCCAGGAACAAUGGAGGUGGGUGUCCAUCAAACAUUCGAGGUUACACGAACACUAGCGGACGGCGAUGAUGGGGAAGGGUCUCACCGGAUCGCGAGAGAGCAUGUAUAA
Messenger RNA from Penicillium cinerascens, 1191 nucleotides. RefSeq lists its product as uncharacterized. The transcript is spliced from 5 exons. The coding region runs from base 1 to 1191 and encodes 396 amino acids. NCBI's taxonomy places the organism in Eukaryota, Fungi, Ascomycota, Eurotiomycetes, Eurotiales, Aspergillaceae. The record is from RefSeq and is a predicted model, not a curated record.